Molecule: messenger RNA, 2005 nt
Organism: Harpia harpyja (harpy eagle)
Lineage: Eukaryota; Metazoa; Chordata; Aves; Accipitriformes; Accipitridae
Gene: SLC2A6
Product: solute carrier family 2 member 6
Biological process (GO): transmembrane transport
Cellular component (GO): membrane
Molecular function (GO): transmembrane transporter activity
Source: RefSeq, a predicted model, not a curated record
CACCCACGUCGCAGCGGGUACCGGCCGCGGCGCUGCCAUGGACCCGAGCGCGCGGGAGCCCCUCGUGAGGAAGAAGAGCUCCUCGUAUCGGACCUUCCCCGAGAGCGCUGGCAAGAGGCUCGACAAGGAGUACCUGCGGAGCCUCCGCAACAAGCGGCUCUACCUGGCUGUGUUUGCCGCUGUCCUGGGGAACUUCAGUUUCGGCUUCGCCCUGGUUUACCCCUCGCCCGUCAUCCCUGCCCUGGAGGCUCACCCCAGCCCUGCGCUGAGGCUGGACCAGCACACGGCAUCCUGGUUCGGGUCGGUGUUCACGCUGGGAGCUGCGGCGGGGGGGGUCAGCGCCAUGCUCCUCAAUGACCGCCUGGGCCGCAAACUGAGCAUCAUGUUCUCGGCGCUGCCCUCCGCCGUGGGAUACGCGCUGAUGGCCGGUGCCCAGGGGAUCGGGAUGCUGCUGCUGGGCCGCGUGCUGACGGGAUACGCUGGCGGCGUGACGUCCGCUUCCAUCCCGGUCUACAUCUCGGAGAUCUCCCACCCCGGGGUCAGAGGCAUGCUGGGCGCUUGUCCUCAGAUCAUGGCAGUGCUGGGCUCCCUCAUCCUGUACGCGCUGGGGCUGGUCCUGGACUGGCGCUGGCUGGCCGUCGCAGGGGAGGUGCCCGUGCUCGUGAUGAUAGUCCUGCUCUGCUUCAUGCCCAACUCGCCCCGGUUCCUGCUCUCCCAGGGGAAGGACGACGAGGCCCUGGGGUCGCUGCGCUGGCUGCGGGGCAGGGACACGGACUAUGCCCGGGAGUAUGAGCAGAUCAAGGAGAGCGUGAGGAAGCAGAGCCGGCGGGUUUCCUGCGCUGAGAUCAAGGACCCCUUCAUUUACAAGCCCAUCCUGAUCGCGGUGGGGAUGAGGUUCCUGCAGCAGCUCUCAGGCGUCACCUGCGUCCUCGUGUACCUGCAGUCGAUAUUCAAGAAAACAUCCGUCAUCCUGAAACCAGAGUACGAUGCAGCUCUUGUUGGCUUGGUACGUCUGUUCUCUGUGACGAUCGCUGCCGUGUCAAUGGAUAAAGCUGGGAGGAAGAUUCUUCUUUUCGUAUCAGCUGGUGUCAUGCUGGUCUCCAACCUAACCAUGGGGCUCUAUAUCCACUUCGUGCCAGCUUCUCAGAACAGCACCGUUGCUAACAAGACCCUGGUGAGCUCUGCCAGCCUUCCUGCUGAACCAACAAACUACAUCACCCUCAUCCCCCUCCUGGCAACCAUGUUCUUCAUAAUGGGUUAUGCCAUGGGCUGGGGGCCCAUCACCUGGCUGCUGAUGUCGGAGAUCCUCCCUUUGAAAGCCCGUGGGGUGGCCUCGGGCCUCUGCGUCGUCGUGAGCUGGCUGACAGCCUUCACCCUCACCCAGUUCUUCCUCCGGGUCGUGGAAGCCUUCGGCCUCGAGGUGCCCUUCCUAUUCUUCGCCGUCAUCUGUGCUGGAAACGUCUUAUUCACAGGCUGCUGUGUUCCAGAAACCAAAGGCAGGUCCCUGGAACAGAUCGAGGCCUUCUUCAGGACUGGCCGGAGGUCGUUCAUGAGGUAGGAGCUGCCAUCUGCCAGCCGUACUGGGCCACCAGUCCAGAUGCUCAAGGGCAACAAAGAAAACGGUUGUGCUGCUGGAGGUGGAGGCUGGAGCUCUCUGCGAAGGCAACGGGAGAGGAAAGGGUGGCCACGAUCAUCUCGCUUUGGAUGUAGAAGUUGCCACCUGGAACUUUACCUUCUCUUCCCGUCAUUCAACACUAUCUGUUGCUCUCUGGGCAACAUGUCAACCCACGGUAUGGGACCAGGUAACCAGCACCAGGCUGGAGGUAAAGAUGUCCUGGAAAAUAAAAGGUGUGGCUGUGGACAAGAGACCAUGCACGUCCUUCGCUCAGCAGCCACCAAAGCAGCCUGAGAGCCCGAGGGUUUGGCUGGAACAGAGAUAACAGCUGUAGCCACUUUGGCAAAAGUUCAUCAUGUAGUUGCAAGAAUAAAACAGUUUUGCUUCCAA